Messenger RNA from Megalobrama amblycephala (Wuchang bream), 1330 nucleotides. RefSeq names its product WD repeat-containing protein 47-like. Gene Ontology annotation, molecular function: protein binding. The transcript is spliced from 5 exons. The record is from RefSeq and is a predicted model, not a curated record. Bases 221 to 1330 code for a protein of 369 amino acids. Lineage: Eukaryota; Metazoa; Chordata; Actinopteri; Cypriniformes; Xenocyprididae.
GGGGCGGGUUUUGCGGGGGUUUGUGUGCGUGAGCGCGGAUUGGUGGAGCGAGCAGAGGAAGCUUGUGCUUGACAACCAGCGAGCGCCAGGGACAACAAGAGCCUCUCGCCUCGAAACAAGGAGGAAAAAACCACUAGACAGUGCGUCUCGACACACCCUCGGUGGACCCACAGAGGACUUCUGCACUUCGCGUAUAUGUAGAGAUUAUCAGCUUGCCAUCAUGACGGCUGAGGAGAUCAUAAAUGUAAAGGAAGUGGAGAUCAUUAAGGUGAUGCUGGACUUCCUAAAUUCACGCAAACUGCACAUUAGCAUGCUGGCCCUGGAGAAGGAGAGCGGGGUCAUCAAUGGCCUUUACUCGGAUGACAUGCUGUUCCUCAGGCAGCUCAUUCUGGAUGGACAGUGGGAUGAAGUGUUACAGUUUAUUCAGCCUCUUGAGUGUCUGGAUAAAUUUGACAGGAAAAGGUUCCGCUACAUUGUUUUGAAACAGAAGUUUCUGGAAGCUUUGUGUGUGAACAACGCCAUGUCUGCUGAGGAUGAGCCACAACAUUUGGAGCUGACAAUGCAAGAGGCUGUGAAGUGUCUGCAUGCUCUAGAAGAGUUUUGUCCAACUAAAGAUGACUACAGCAAGCUUUGCCUUCUCCUGACGUUGCCCCGCCUCACCAACCACGCCGAGUUCAAGGACUGGAAUCCGAGUACGGCACGCGUGCAGUGUUUUGAGGAGGCCUGCGGCAUGGUGGCAGAGUUUAUUCCCGCUGACCGAAAGCUAAGCGAGGCGGGGUUCCGCGCCAGCUCCAACCGUCUAUUCCAGCUUCUGAUUAAAGGUGUACUGUACGAGUGCUGCGUGGAGUUCUGCCAGAGCAAAGCCACCGGAGAGGAGAUCACAGAAAGCGAGGUUCUUCUGGGUAUAGACAUGCUGUGUGGGAACGGCUGCGACGAUCUCGACCUGAGCUUGCUUUCUUGGCUCCAGAACCUGUCGCCCAAUGUCUUCUCUUGCGCCUUUGAGCAGAAGAUGCUCAAUAUCCACGUGGAUCGGCUUGUUAAACCCGCCAAGGCCGCUUACGCCGACCUCCUUACUCCGCUCAUCAGCAAACUCUCGCCAUAUCCCGCUUCCCCUCUCCGGCGCCCACAGUCUGCAGACACCUACAUGACGCGCUCUCUGAACCCAGCACUGGACGGCCUGUCUUAUGGUCUUUCUGGCCAAGAUAAGAGAGGAGUGGGAACAGAUGGAGGGAAAACUUCGCCCAUGUCGCACUCGUUCGCUAAUUUUCAACACUUGAACCGCAGUGUGAUGAUGGAGAAUUCAGGAUGUCACAGCAUCUAUGUGCAUUAA